Desarmillaria tabescens is the source of this 774-nucleotide messenger RNA. RefSeq lists its product as uncharacterized. The transcript is spliced from 5 exons. Bases 1 to 774 code for a protein of 257 amino acids. Lineage: Eukaryota; Fungi; Basidiomycota; Agaricomycetes; Agaricales; Physalacriaceae. The record is from RefSeq and is a predicted model, not a curated record.
AUGUCACAAAUUGACCAAGUAACUGCAAUACAGUUGUCUGACUCCUGGUUCAAUGCAGUUAUCAUCGAGUCCCUAGCACAUGGUGCGAUGUAUAUACACGGCACUAGUGGCAGUUUUACUGUGGCAGAUUUGCAUCAGACGAAGGUCCUAGUUGGAAUUUCCAUCUUCAUGUAUAUCAUGGUAACGAUCCACAUCGCUAUGAGAUGGUAUUAUGCUAGACGGGCAUUCAUCACAAAUGGGCAGACAGAGGAAACCAGAUUUGGCGGUGCUGGGUCAUAUGGGGAAGGAAUUGGAGGGUCAUCGUCCUUCCAUCCAUAUGCACAAUCUGUGGGAUACGUAAGUCACUACGACUCUGAACAUAACUCGAAUUGCUCACUAUUCCAAGUCUUCGAUGUUUUCUUCUUGAUUCAAGAGUUGACACCCUUUACUGGUUCACAAGGGGAUUCUGCGACUCUGUGGGGAAGCAACUCUAUCACAUGGGGAGUAGCAUACUAUAGCAUGACACUCUCGACGACAAUCAUAUGUACGGUGCUCAUUGUGUACAAGCUAGUUCAAGCAAGAACUACCAGCUUGUCUCUAUCCGUUCCCGCUAAUCCGUACCACCGAGUCAUGGAGAUCAUGGUAGAAUCGGCUGUAUUAUAUGUUGUCACGCUAGUGGUCUACAUCCUGUUCAUUGCAAUGGAUAAUCCAUACAGUCUUUAUCCACAAGUUGUUCUGGUUUCUGUUACAGGAAAAUUCUCACUGAAUUUUCGCAGGGCAUUGCGCCGACUUUGA